UUGAAGGAGAGGGAGCUUCAAUGUAAAUAGUUCCUUACGGUUUAAUUUCACAUUUCUCCUUGUCUUUAUUCGACUUUCAACUGACAAAGCAAGCUUUACUGUCUGUACGAUAAGAUAAUGGAACAUCGAUGUAAUUGUGGUAGUGUACAUGACACAGAAAUAGGAAUCAGUUAUAAUCUGUUUGAAAAAAUAGAUAAAGACAGAGUGGAAUGUCUAAAUGAGCACGAGGAAGGCAAUGGUGCUAAAAUUUUCAAAACAUGGGAAGAAAGAUUAGAUAGAUCAGAGUUUGUUCAAAGUGAUGUCGAUGAUGAGCUUCUGUUUAACGUACCUUUCACAGGAGAUGUAAAAUUAAAGGGCCUUAUUGUAGUUGCAGAUGAAAGUUAUUCUCCCAAAACAGUGAAGUUAUAUAAAAACCGGCCGCACAUGCUAUUUGAUCAUUUAGAUAAUAGCCCAGAACAGGAAUUUGAAUUAAUUACAGAUGUAUAUGGAGUACAUGAAUAUCCUAUAAGAACGGUCAAGUUUUCAUCAGUGCAGCAUUUAAGCCUUUACUUCAGUGGUAUGGGAAAUACAGAACAAAUUAAAAUUUAUUACAUCGGUCUCAAAGGGGAAUGGACUCCAGCUCACAAACAUGGUGUAACUAUUUGUACAUAUGAAGCACGUCCUCUUAUCAGUGAUCAUUCAACAGGCAUUAAUGAAGUCGGUAGAAUAGUUAAAUGAUAUUUGGACUAAAACCUCCUGUUUGUAAGAUUCUGGUUUUUUAAGCACAGGAAACGGGCAUUGAGGAUAUGACUGUAAA
Molecule: messenger RNA, 796 nt
Organism: Trachymyrmex septentrionalis
Lineage: Eukaryota; Metazoa; Arthropoda; Insecta; Hymenoptera; Formicidae
Product: PITH domain-containing protein CG6153
Exons: 6
Coding region: 118-717 (199 amino acids)
Cellular component (GO): nucleus
Source: RefSeq, a predicted model, not a curated record